Klebsormidium nitens is the source of this 1106-nucleotide messenger RNA. Lineage: Eukaryota; Viridiplantae; Streptophyta; Klebsormidiophyceae; Klebsormidiales; Klebsormidiaceae. The record is from the annotation of a GenBank genome assembly.
GUUUCAAGUGAAAGUGAAAGUGAAGGGUGAAGUAUUGUUCCCCGCAGAACUUCGCUGCUUGAACUUGAAGUUGCAUCAGCUGCACCAUGCUGGCACUGGCACUGGCAGCCUGAAUUGCAGUCCACUGCACAAGGCAACCCACUGCAUUGCCUGGAGGCUGGAGCCAGCUAGCAUAGGUAUUGGAGUAGCGGCUACAUGACAUGAGAGGAGUUGGUAUAGCGGUAGUCACGCGUGUUCUGUUCGACCAAGCGCGCAGGUUAGGAAGGAUGGAAGCAGCAAUAGCCAGCAUUGAGAUCCUGUUGGAGAAAGCACAGGCGGAUUUGGAGUUUGUCGCUCAGAAACUGGAGGAAGAAUUUGAAGAGAAGUUUUCAAGAAGCGGGGUGAACCCAAUCAAGCUGGUAGCAAGACUGAAGAAGAUCCAGGAGGAGCUCCCCCAGGUCAAAGCGGAGAGCGAAAAUAUCCUGGCUGCAAAACAGGAUCUGAUCGAUACUGCCAAGCAGAGCAUUGUGACAAAUCGGGACCUCUUGAGGCGCCUUCAGGGUCGAGCAGGCAUGCCGGUUGUGCCAGAUUUCGAGGACGGAACGUAUAGAGCCUUCUCAGAAGCAUUGCAGGAGUGGGACUCUCAAGUCGGCUUACAUACAGUGCAACGAAAUGUGUCUGCCAAUGGCAAGGGGCUGAUACAACCCCAAGACCUAAAUCUGGAGCUUUUUAGAUCAUCAAGAAGGGGCCAACCUUGAGACUUCGAACAUGUCGAUGUUCUUAAGUCAGCCUCAACAUUUCAGCUCUUGAUAAGCGUUCAGGCCUAUACCUUCUGAGUGUAAGGAGGUGCAAGUACAUCAUGGCAACGACCUGUGUUUCGAACUUGCUGAUCAGGUUUCCCGUUCAGUCCUCCAUGUUAGCGGUCAGCGAAUGAUACUGGUGUUACACCAAGGGGAAUCAGUCUCGAAAAAGAAGGGUACUACCCAUCAACCCACUUCAGAGUCGACAUUUAGUUCGAUACGGUAUGAAUUCUAUUCAAUUGAAUCCCGCUAGUUAUCAUGGAGCUACCGUUCAUGGUUGUAACUUCUCAUCUGUUAACCAUCGCCCUUACGCACGUUAAAACCAUU